Molecule: messenger RNA, 2252 nt
Organism: Vigna umbellata (rice bean)
Lineage: Eukaryota; Viridiplantae; Streptophyta; Magnoliopsida; Fabales; Fabaceae
Product: Pentatricopeptide repeat (PPR) superfamily protein
Biological process (GO): RNA modification
Molecular function (GO): RNA binding; protein binding
Source: RefSeq, a predicted model, not a curated record
UGAAAAACAAUGAUAAAGCAAAAGACAUGAAAGCGUAUUGAGCUAAGAAAUCAUAAAAUUCCACAGUCCUUCACCCCCAAAUCCACCCUCCCUCCCCAAUCCUAGGCUCAUCCUAGCCCCAGGACCAGCCCAGAAAAUCGGACCUCACCUCCCUCAUCAUUUCCGUCGAGAGGCCCUUGAAAGAUCGUCAGACAGAAUCAAUGUCCAUGUGAGACAUUAAUUCAUGUAUUUACCAGCAUCUAUCUAUUUACUCAACAAAAUUAUAGAAGUUUGAUGUUGCGAAAGGGAAAUCAGACAGGGCCGGUAACUUAAAUGAAUGGAAGAACAAUCAUAAGAGCCUUCAUCAUCCCCCCACAACAACAACAACAUUGUCGCGGGUUGCUCUGUUUCUCAACCUCACCCUCCUACAACGUGCAAACAUGCAUUGCCACCCUCCAAUCGUGUGCCCACAAUGCAAACCUCUCCAAGGGCAAGGAACUCCACACCCACUUGCUCAAAAACGCUUUCUUUGGAUCCCCGCUCGCCAUCACAAGCCUCAUCAACAUGUACUCCAAGUGCACCCUCAUCAACCACUCCCUCAGAGUCUUCAACUACCCCACCCAUCUUGACAAAAAUGUCUUUGCCUACAACGCUCUCAUUGCUGGUUUCGUUGCAAACGCUCUUCCCCAACGUGGUUUUGCUCUAUAUAAGCAAAUGAGACAUCUGGGUGUCGUUCCUGAUAAGUUCAGUUUUCCGUGUGUCAUCAGAGCCUGUGGCGAUAUUAUGGAGGAUUUGGAGGUUAGGAAGAUUCAUGGGUUGUUGUUCAAAUUUGGGUUGGAGUUGGAUGUGUUUGUUGGCAGCGCGCUGGUAAUUACUUACUUGAAAUUUGGAGCGGUGGAGGAUGCGCAUGAGGUGUUUGAGGCGUUGCCUGUGAGAGAUGUGGUGCUUUGGAAUGCAAUGGUUAAUGGGUACGCGCAGAUUGGGAGGUUUGAAGAGGCUUUGGUGGUAUUUAGGAGGAUGGAGAGAGAAGGGGUGAUUCCUUGUAGAUACACUGUUACUGGGGUCUUGUCGAUAUUUUCUGUGACAGGGGAUUUUGACAGUGGACGUGCUGUUCAUGGGUUUGUGACAAAAAGGGGUUAUGAAUCAAGUGUUGUUGUUUCUAAUGCAUUGAUUGAUAUGUAUGGGAAAUGUAAAUGUGUUGGUGAUGCGUUGACUGUGUUUGAGGUGAUGGUGGAGAGAGACAUUUUUUCAUGGAAUUCGAUCAUAUCAGUUCAUGAACACUGUGGUGAUCAUUACGGAACUUUGAGGCUUUUUGAUAGAAUGCAGGUAAAAGGGGUUCGACCUGAUUUGGUUACUAUUACAACAGUACUUCCUGCUUGUACUCAUCUUGCAGCGCUGAGGCAUGGUAAAGAGAUACAUAGGUAUAUGGUUGUAAAUGGGUUGGGGAAGGAAGAAAGCCACAAUGAUUUUGAUUACGUUUUGUUGAACAACGCUUUGAUGGACAUGUAUGCGAAAUGUGGAAACGUGAGAGAUGCAUGCACGGUUUUUGACAACAUGAGGGAGAAGGAUGUGGCCUCGUGGAACAUCAUGAUAACAGGUUAUGCAAUGCACGGUUAUGGUGAUGAGGCAUUGGAUAUUUUUGGCCGUAUGUGUGAAGCUGAAAUGGUACCUAAUGAAAUCAGUUUUGUGGGAUUGCUGUCUGCGUGCAGCCAUGCUGGGAUGGUGAAGGAGGGGCUUUGGUUUCUAUCAGAAAUGGAGUCAAAGUAUGUUGUUUCUCCAUCCAUUGAACACUACACUUGUGUGAUUGACAUGCUCUGUAGGGCAGGGAUGCUGAUGGAGGCUUAUGAGUUAGUGCGAAGAAUGCCAUUUAAGGCUGAUCCUGUAGGAUGGCGAUCUCUGCUAGCAGCAUGCCGAGUCCACAAGGACAAGGACUUGGCUGAGAUUGCAGGUAGUAAGGUGAUUGAACUUGAGCCAGGCCACUGUGGAAACUAUGUGCUGAUGUCAAAUGUUUAUGGAGACGUUGGUCGAUAUGAGCAAGUGUCAGAGGUGAGGCAUACAAUGAAGCAACAAAAUGUGAAGAAGAGACCUGGUUGUAGCUGGAUUGAACUUGUUAAUGGUGUGCAUGUUUUUAUAACAGCUGAUAGGACUCAUCCUCACACUCAUUCUAUUUAUGCAGGCUUAAACUCAUUAACAGUUGUUCUGCAAGAGCAUGGUUAUGCCCCCUUUCUCUAGCAUAUGAACGCCAUUUUCUGUCAUCAGCUUUUGUAUUUUCA